AUGUCCCUGGUCAACCUCGCCCACGUCUGCUCACACAUGCAAAACGCCUCCCUCGCCCGCCUCGGCCUCACCUCCAUCCCCCUCUCCAAACUCCACCUCUCACUCUCCCUGCUGCUCCAAAAGCAAGGCUUCCUCUCCACCGUCACCCUCGGCGGGCCCACCCCACCCUUGAAACUCCUCCCACCCACCCACUCCGACGACGCGCCCACCGCAGCAUCACCAGAAGCCGAGCACGUCACACAGCAAAACCGCGCAUCCAGGCGUCUAUGGCUGGGCAUGAAGUACUGGGACGGCGAGCCCGUGUUGCGCAAGAUGCAGUUGUUGUCAAAGCCCACCAAGCGCAUCUGGCUGAGCAGCAAUGAGUUGGGCGAGAUUGUGAGGGGCAAGGAUUGCAAGUUUGUCAGGGGGUUGAGACAAGUUGGCGAGUGCAUCUUUGUCAGCACCGACAAGGGCAUCAUGGAGGCGAGAGAGUGUGUCGAGAGAAAGAUCGGUGGUCAAGUUUUGUGCCGUGUUUGGUAA
Aureobasidium uvarum is the source of this 519-nucleotide messenger RNA. The record is from the annotation of a GenBank genome assembly. Lineage: Eukaryota; Fungi; Ascomycota; Dothideomycetes; Dothideales; Saccotheciaceae.